UUCCCUCUAGUUUUGUGUGGACCACAUCACCAGUUUAUCUUCUCUCUCUGCCCUUUUUUGACUUCUUCUUUGCAACCCUUCGUGCGUCGUCGACUCGUACAACGCCGAUGUUGAACUAAUGACCCAACUUUAGAUCUUUUAUUUUUUAAACACAAUUCUUACGAUGAAGUUCACUUCGCUCACUCUACUUGCUCUGGUCUCCAUUGCUGUCGCCGUCCCCGUCUCGUACGAGCCUACAUCUGUUGCUGCUCGCAGUGAGGACACGUCCGAAUUGGCUGCCCGGGCUGUCGACUUGGCCUCUGAGUUGGAGGAAAUAUUUGCGCGCAGCGAGCGUGACGAGGAACUUGAUGCCCGCGGCCUGUUCAGCAAAACCAAGAAGACCGCUCUCAAGGUCACUUUCACGGAUCCGAGCGGCCCGGUCUCCGCCACCCGCCAGAAGGCUGCUAUCAAACAACUGCAGUCGUUCAUUUCGAAGCAACAACAGGCCGCUUUCCCCUUCUGCUCUGUUGACUUCCAAGACGGUGGAAUUGGCACGUUCCGGUGCUUCAGCGCCGCAACAAAGAAGAUCGGCCAACAGGGACCCGCUGGCGCUCUCAACGUUGCCAAGCGUGGCUUGUUCAGCAAGACCAAGAAACCCACUCUCCAGGUCACGUUCACUGACCCCAGUGGCCCGGUCUCCGCCACACGCCGGAAGGCUGCCAUCAAACAACUGCAAUCAUUCAUCUCAAAGCAACAACAGGCUGCCUUCCCCUUCUGUUCCGUCGAUUUCCAGGACGGCGGUAUUGGUACUUUCCGCUGUUUCAGCGCAGCCACCAAGAAGAUUGGUCAGCAGGGCCCCGCCGGCGCGGUUAACGUCGCCAAGCGUGGCCUGUUCAGCAAGACCAAGAAGCCCACCCUCCAAGUCACUUUCACCGACCCAAGUGGCCCGGUUUCUGCUGCCCGCCAGAAGGCUACCAUCAAACAGCUGCAGUCGUUCAUCUCGAAACAACAGCAAGCUGCCUUCCCCUUCUGCUCCGUUGACUUCCAGGAUGGCGGCAUUGGCACUUUCCGCUGCUUCAGCGCUGCCACAAAGAAGAUCGGCCAACAAGGUCCCGCUGGCGCUGUUAACGUUCGCGGCUAA
Mycena indigotica is the source of this 1120-nucleotide messenger RNA. RefSeq lists its product as uncharacterized. The transcript is spliced from 4 exons. Bases 164 to 1120 code for a protein of 318 amino acids. NCBI's taxonomy places the organism in Eukaryota, Fungi, Basidiomycota, Agaricomycetes, Agaricales, Mycenaceae. The record is from RefSeq and is a predicted model, not a curated record.